CGUCACUUCUGUGUAUACAGUUUGUAAACAAAGCCAAAACAAAGAUGGAUUCAUCAAGAGGUUUAAUCUAAAAAUAUAGUCAGAUCGAAUAACCAAAUAGCACAAAUUGAAAUCGGUGUCAUUUACAGUUCACUGACUUAGCUAGCUGUCCUGUUCGUAGUGGGGAUUGUGUGUGCUGGUCCAGUUCAAUGGGGAACUGUUUGUCUUCGCAAGGCGCCGACGACUUGUCUCUCCUCAACGAGUCCCAGGAAGCCAGUGUUCCAGGGGAGCCCCCACCGCCUUACCAGGAGCGUGUUCAGGCGCCAGUGUACCACCCCACCCCCAGUCAGACGUGCCUGGCCAGCCAGCUGACAGAGGAGGAGCAGGUCCGUAUCGCCCAGCGGAUUGGCCUCAUCCACCACCUCCCCAGAGGCAUCUUCGACCCCGGCUCUGAGCCCUCUGACAAGAAAGUCAAAGAGUGUGCGAUCUGUAUGAAUGACUUUGAGUACGGCGACCCCAUCCGGUUCCUUCCCUGCCUGCACAUCUACCACGUGGACUGCAUCGACACCUGGCUGAUGAGGUCCUUCACCUGUCCUUCCUGUAUGGAGCCUGUGGAUGCCGCCCUGCUCUCCUCUUAUGAGACCAACUGAACUGGUCUCAUAGGAGACCAGUUCACUCAUCUGAGCAGUCUCUGGCUGGGUCCUGUUCAUUAGGCCAAACAGAAGAAAACUGAUUAAAACAGGGAGGGACUUGCCCUGGACUUGUCCAAUAAGAAGUGCUUGUUCAAUUUUUUUUCAGUUGCAAAACUAUUCCCUAUUUAAUGUACUACUUUUCACCAGAGCCUUAUAGGCCCUGAUCCAAAGUAGUGCAUUAAAUAGGGAAUAGUGUGCACACAAUCCUAGAAACUUCCCCUCUAACAGAGGUGCCUGCCAAACGCCCUUACACAUCACCUCUUUAACCUGGAUGUCCUAGUCACACAGCCCUGGGAGGAUAUCAAAAUAUAUAUAUUUUUUAAAUGUAACCUUUAUUUAACUAGUGAAGUCGGUUAAGAACAAAUUCUUAUUUACAAUGACGGCCUACACCGGCCAAACUCGGACGGCGCUGGGCCAAUUGUGUGCCGCCCUAUGGGGACAGCCAAUUGUGAUACAGUCUGGAUUUGAACCAGGUGGUCUGUAGUGACGCCUCUAGCACUGAGAUGCAGUGUCUUAGACCACUGCGCCACUUGGAAGCUCCAUAUGUAGGGCGUACCACACUGAGUGUGUUGAAAGUGGGGUGUUCUACUCUGUAUUGGGGCUUUUGGAAUUAGGAACGUCUGUCUUUCGCCUUUUCAGACUUGUUUUCAAAUACAUGUGAAGUGAAGGAUAUAGAUGGAGAUCUUUAGAAGUCAUGAUGAGCGAUAUUAUUGACAACUGAUUUCACCUUUGGAUGAUCUGAGGGUGGUAGACUAGAGAUUGGCCCAUUAGUUUAGUUUAUGUAGGCUGGUCUUGGAUCUGUUAGUGCAACUGAUGGCACAAACAGAUCUAUAUCUUUGUUUAUGUGGUUGGUUUAUUUUAAUUCCCUUUUCAAUCAUCCCCCUCCAGACUAAAAUGUGCAAUAUGAUGUGAGGAAGUGCUAGAAUUGCACCGUUCUGAUUGGUCAAAAGAAGGUGACCCCCGACCUUAACACUGCUGUCUCGGCCAAUUAGCUUUAAGACGGGUAUGGCCUUGAAUGUCUCUCAAAAAAGCACAGGGCUCUUGACUAGAAUGCAAACAUUUUUCUCAUUAAAUGGCAAUCAUAGAGAGAGAGAAAAGUUCACAAAGUAAUGAGAUAUGAGAAUAAGCUAUGAGGUCUCCAUCCCAUGCCGGUCUAGUAGGUUACCUCAUGACUUACUACUGGCCUCAUACCUUUAUUGGAGAUGUUGGAUUUGUAUGUAUGUUGUUUUACAGGGUGGGUUGUUGUAGCUGUUAGUCCAGAUCUAUUUGUGCUGUCUUGCCAAGGUGGCCAGCCUUACUGGGCUAGCUCUUAGUACCUUAAACUGCAUUUUCACCUUGGAUCUUUUUCCUUACAAAGCUUUGCCUUGACUGUGUGCUGUCUUACUCUUAUGAGAUCAUGGCUUGUUGUUGUUGUUCAUUCUUAUGUUUACUGUUAGUGAGUGACUUUUGCGUCCAAAAUGGCAAACUAAUCCCUAUAUAAUGCACUACUUUUGAGCAAAGCACGAUGCAGGAACUGGUCAAGAGCAGUGCACUAUGUAGGGAUUAGGGUGCCAUUUUGGACGUGGCCCAAAAUGCUGUGCCAUUAUCUAUCCCCGAAUUCUAUGCACCUUGGGAUCUCCUCUGGUACCGUGUAGGUCUGGGACUGUAUUCACAAAGAGUCUUAGAGUAGGAGACCGUUUUGCCUUUUGGAUCAGUUAUAUGGACUCCUAGUCUUUGUGACGACAGGCCUUGAAUCAGGACAGAGGAAACAUCUUUUGUUCUCCUUUUCCCUCUUCCUUCUUCUAUUUCUCCUACUACUCACUCUAUUGUCUCUUUGAAUAACUUUAUUGUAGAAGUGUUUGACAAGAGAGAAAGAGAAUGAAUACGUGUCAAAAUAUAAUUUACACUGUUUUGGAUACUUUGUGUAAAGGUUGUAUCUAGAGUGUUUUUUCCAAUGUUGUCAGAAAAUGUGUUUGUGAAUAUAGAUCUGUUUUUUUUGUAUUGUAGUGAGGAUCUAUUCUACAUGAUUGAAUUCCAGAGGCUUUUUAAACUGUUUUGUUGAUUGAUUAUUGGACUAAAAUGAAUAGGAAACUCUUAUUGAUUGACUGUGGUUUGAUACUAACAAAGUAAGGACAAGUGAGAGAGGGUACAGACUCAAACUGAGGAGAAUAUAAUGGAUUGUGAGUUGAACCCAUUCUGAAUGUAACUAUCUGAUCGUGGACAUUACUGUGAUGAAGUCAAAACCAGGAGCGUAUUUGAAAUGUACCCUCAUCACCAACUCUCUUCAGGUGAAAGUGGGGAAAGUAUGGCUGCUAUUCAGUUCAGUCCUAGACCUAUGCCCUUUUUAGGUGAACGUGAGCCAACUCCUGUGAAGUACAAUCAUUUCUGAUACUUGUGUCAUUGUUUUAGUGCUCCUUGAAGCCGGAGAUGGAGAGUGUGUGUACUGAAAGAAGAAUAUGAUUAGUCAGACUGUUCCUGGCUGCUGUUUCUGGGUUUUGUAAUGUGUGUGUGCAAUGAGGGCUCAGCUUUUAGGAAAAACUACAAUAAAAAGUGGAUGCCAAAUCUAACCUUCUUCA
Molecule: messenger RNA, 3226 nt
Organism: Oncorhynchus mykiss (rainbow trout)
Lineage: Eukaryota; Metazoa; Chordata; Actinopteri; Salmoniformes; Salmonidae
Product: RING finger protein 11
Biological process (GO): ubiquitin-dependent protein catabolic process
Cellular component (GO): ubiquitin ligase complex
Molecular function (GO): ubiquitin protein ligase activity
Source: RefSeq, a predicted model, not a curated record